This is a messenger RNA of Lycium ferocissimum, 309 nucleotides long. RefSeq lists its product as uncharacterized. Lineage: Eukaryota; Viridiplantae; Streptophyta; Magnoliopsida; Solanales; Solanaceae. The coding region runs from base 1 to 309 and encodes 102 amino acids. The record is from RefSeq and is a predicted model, not a curated record. The transcript has a single exon.
AUGUAUACAGAUCGGAAGGUUCGAGAUUUAGAGUUCGCUCUGGGCGAUCAGCUUCUGUUGAAGAUUUCACCCAUGAAGGGCGUUAUGAGAUUUGGGAAGAGAGGUAAGUUGAGUCGGAGGUAUAUUGGCCCAUUCGAGAUCCUUGAUCGUGUGGGCGAUGUUGUUUAUGAGUUGGCUUUGCCACCAGGUUUGGCAGGCGUUCAUCCAAUUUUUCAUGUGUCCAUGCUGAAGAAGUAUUAUGCCGAUGGUACUUAUAUUAUUCGUCAGGACUCGAUAUUGCUUAAUGAGAAUCUGACUUACGAGGAGUGA